Molecule: messenger RNA, 1569 nt
Organism: Trichoderma asperellum CBS 433.97
Lineage: Eukaryota; Fungi; Ascomycota; Sordariomycetes; Hypocreales; Hypocreaceae
Biological process (GO): intra-Golgi vesicle-mediated transport; cytoplasm to vacuole targeting by the Cvt pathway
Cellular component (GO): COG complex
Source: RefSeq, a predicted model, not a curated record
UCUCCUGCCCAGGCAAGCCAAAUACUUGGAUAUACACCGUCCGAUCUGUGCCUCUCUCUCUCUAUCCGAGCUUUCCAUCUCAUCAGUCAAUGCGCGUUUAAUCUCAAUUGGCCUCCCUCAUUUCCGCCAUGGCAGAAGCUUUGCAAGAUUUGCUGGGCAACGGGCAGAAUGUCGAUGCUGCAACCUCGGAUUAUAUCUCGUACCUGGCGGGACAGCCCGUCGAUGCCCUGCGGUCUUCAGAGCGCCAGCUUCUCUCACAGGCCUCCAACUCGACUCUGCUCUCAAUACAAGGCUUGUCCAAGAAGUCCUACAAGGCGGUCGUCAGCUCGGCCGAGAGCCAUGCGUCUCUACGGGAUUCGGUGCCGGCUCUGUCGACCAACGUGCUGCAGCUGAGUCGGCUCAUCUCCAGCCUGGAUUCGCAGGUCGAGCAGUUUUCCACCAGCGUUAGCAAGGCUGGUGAUAGCAAGCUUAUUGCGCGCCGGAAGCAGGUGCUGAAGCUGCUGGAGAACGCCGACCGCUUGACGGAUCUCAUGCAGGUCCCUACUCUGUUGUCGUCCACGGCCAAUAUCUCACCCCUUGGCUUCUCAUCUACGCUCGACCUGUAUGGCCACAUCCAGCGCCUCGGAGCCCUGUAUCCGGACUCACAGCUGGUCCAACAUGUGCUGAGCGAGUCUGAGGUUUCCAUCCUGCGACUUGCCACGGAUCUCAUCAACACGCUGAAGGCGCCAAACUUGAAGCUGGCGGCUACACUGAGAACGGUAGGGUGGCUGAAGCGAGCCAUUCCAGACCUCAUAUCUUCGGCGCCGGCAGAAGAUAUGAUUCCCGCUGUCUUUUUAAUCUGCCGGUUCAUCACGUUGACUGCUACUCUCGACGCAUUGGAGCCUCUCCGUCGACUGGCCGAGGACGAGCGGUUGAACCAGGAGAAGACGCCGCAGUCGCGAUCCAGUGGCCAGCACACAGAACGGUUUCUGAAACGCUUCAUUGAGGUGUUUCGAGAGCACAGCUUUGGCAUUGUCUCCAUGUCGAAGAGCGUAGACACCAACCUGGGCAACGCAUCCCCCGAUGACCUCGAUCUGCUUCAUCCUCUGCCGUCUGCGCUGUCUACAUUCCCAAUCCACCUGGUCAACAUCCUCCUCGAGCCAAUCCGCGUCUAUCUCCCCGCUGUCAAGGACAAGGUUGCCCGCGAAAGCAUUCUUACACAGGUGCUCUACUGCGCCGGCAGCCUGGGCAGACUAGGGGCCGACUUUGGCAUGCUGUUAGCCAUGGCUGGAGUUAGCGAGUGGGUGGAUUUGGUCAAGCGCCACAGACUUCUCGCCGGGCGGCUGGAGUCAGUCAUCGGAGAUUAUCGGUAAAACACCACACACAAAGGCGUCCAGGCACUUUUUAGCCACUGUGCGCAGAUGCGUCAUCGCAAACCUUGGGCUGCAUGCAUUGAGCUACCAAACCUUAACCAACCUCUCCUCCAUCUACCUACCUGAACCCGUAUAUAAUAGCACUAAUAUCUUACCGUCGCGCUAUCGAUUCGUACAACCACGCACACUGAAGGACUUUUUUUUUUUUUUUUUGUUU